UUUUAGUCAAAAAAUCACACCCUGUACUUGACUGAUGCCAUUUCUUCUUUUGUUAGCAUUUCUAUUGCACCUUCCACUUGCAAUUUUCUACAACUUAUAUGGAACUUGCAACUGAAAACUGCAAACAGUUCACUUAGCGCAUUGUUCGCGAUGAGUUCCAAUCGCUGGCAUUAUUGUAGCUACCUCCUAGCUGGACUCAUUCUUAUUGUACUGACUGUCAAGCUGAGCAGUGCAGUGCUCUUCUUUCCACGUGGCGGUUCCAUAGGUCUACUAGCUGCAGUGGCCAUUCCAUUGGAUCUUACAUAUCGCAAUGUGUACAUGGCCUUCAACUUUGAGUCCAACUAUGGUUUGCCUGCGAAUGACUCUUACAAUCAGUGGAUUGAUAGGUGGGAUCUGGACGAGGGCUUUCUUGGCAUUGGGAGCGAUGUGACGCCCAUAGAUGGACGCAAUGACGAUAAGCUGGAGAAACGUUCGAUUUCGACACCGCCCCGUUUUACACGUCACGACUUCUAUAGAGCGAUUGUUAGCUAUUUGGGUCAGUAUGGCUACAAUGGCAGCGCCUGUUUGCUGCGCACCAUCUGCGAGGUGACCGCUGCCCCACUGGAUGCACACAACGGCGUGUUGGGCAGCAUAUUCAAAAUUCUAUUCAUGCCAACGACAAGCGCCGCCGAGCAGCGACUGCAGCACGUGGAUAGCCUCUAUGAGGCUACAGAGAUGGGCACGCGCGCCUUAAACUGUGCUGAUUACGUGGCCGGUUGUGCACACAGUAUGCUGGACAUGAUAAGCGUUAUGCUCUAAAUCUCAAGUGUGCGUGAGUGCACUCAAAGAAUGCAUACAACAGCAAAUGGCUCCUAAAUAAAUUAGCCAAGUGCUUAGCAAAACAUAAUCCUUGAAAAAACUUAAAUCCCGUAAGCUACCACAUGAGGGGUUACAAGUUUCAAGAAUCUCUUAAAACAUUUCUUUCAAAUAAAUAUACUGCAUAUAUACAUUUAUCAUAUACGACUUGCAAGGGUUUCCUUUAAUAAGACCCAAAUUUCUGGAUUCAAGUUGAGAUUGGAUCGGGAAAGGAAUCCCAAGGGGAACCCGUGUGGAUGGACGGACGAGAAAAAUGUUAAAAUAUGCGAAAUCGGGGGACUUUUUGUAUAAUACCGAUCAUAUAUUUCCAAACAUUGACAAAGUAUUGGGUUUAGAUUGAAAAUUUUAAAAUAUUAUGUAAGUCAGAAUGUUUUAUGAAAUAAAAGUUGUAUUUUAAUAAAUAA
Drosophila montana is the source of this 1259-nucleotide messenger RNA. RefSeq lists its product as uncharacterized. The coding region runs from base 151 to 798 and encodes 215 amino acids. Lineage: Eukaryota; Metazoa; Arthropoda; Insecta; Diptera; Drosophilidae. The transcript is spliced from 4 exons. The record is from RefSeq and is a predicted model, not a curated record.